Messenger RNA from Neocloeon triangulifer, 1625 nucleotides. RefSeq names its product histone-lysine N-methyltransferase PRDM9-like. Gene Ontology annotation, molecular function: RNA polymerase II cis-regulatory region sequence-specific DNA binding; DNA-binding transcription factor activity, RNA polymerase II-specific. The coding region runs from base 228 to 1472 and encodes 414 amino acids. NCBI's taxonomy places the organism in Eukaryota, Metazoa, Arthropoda, Insecta, Ephemeroptera, Baetidae. Gene Ontology annotation, cellular component: nucleus. Gene Ontology annotation, biological process: regulation of transcription by RNA polymerase II. The record is from RefSeq and is a predicted model, not a curated record. The transcript is spliced from 3 exons.
ACGAGAUGGCGGAGGGCGGUGGGGGGACAACAGUUGACUCUCGCCCGGCGAACUCUUGUUCCAUCGAAAAUAAAAGCGAAUUUUUCGCAAAUUUGGAAUUUAUUGUGUGGCUUUGAUCUGAAAAUGCCAUCGGGAGGGUCGUGCAGCCCUACUGCCGCAACGACGACUUCCGGAAAUUUCCAUUCGUGCGAUCACACCCGAAUUUGGUGAAUUAAACGAGGUUCACCAUGUCCCUCAACUUCCCGACGUACACCGCCAACUUCGGCGGGCACCACCAGUUGCACCAACAAGUGAUAAAGUCUUCGCAGCAGACGGACUAUGCAACCAACAACACUCCAAGCAUGUUGACUGAGAUGACCAGCAAGUACCCUGUGGACGAGUCUGACGACCUGGUCGACAGCAAGUACAUGACCUCCGAACUAACCCACACCGUCUACCUGGAGGGCCCCAACACUCCUAAUAGACAAUACUCGAUGAUGAAUGAAGACGCUGAUGAACAGAACAAAAACCAGUUGAGGUCUCAACAGGACUCAAGAACUAGCAACUCGGGCAACAACUCUUCCGUUACCUGGCAGGGGCUAGUCACCCCUGGUGUUGCAGACUACUUGGCCAGGUUGCCCAUUGGACUGCAUCACUUUUUGAAACUGUCCACAGAUGGAGGUGGAUCGACGAGAGACGUGGGACAGGUUUUAAACCAGCAAGGAUCCGUCAAGAAAAAAGGCAGUGCCAAGAGCAAGGUGCAGGUCAAGCAGCAGCAACAGUUCCGGCCGAAGGUGGAAAAAAGCAAAAGCUUCGAAAUUCGCCUGACCACUGCCUUGGACGGGUCAACCCUUUUCUGCUGUCCAGAGUGCCAAUUGGCCUAUCCAGAGAAAGAACUGCUGGAGAGGCACAUCCAAUCCCAUAAGCUGGACCGAAAGUUUGUCUGUGACAUUUGUGGCGCUGGCCUUAAGAGAAAGGACCACCUAACAAGGCACAAGCAAAGCCACAACGCGGACAGACCGUAUGUCUGCAAUAUUUGUAUGAAGGCCUUCAAACGCAAAGAGCACCUUAAUCUGCAUUUUGUCAUGCACUCUGGAGAAAAAACGCACAUAUGCCCUGAGUGUGGGAAAGGCUUUUACUGCAAGGAUCAUCUGGACAGGCACAAACAGGGACACAACCCAGACAGGCCUUACGUGUGUGCCGUUUGCAUGAAGGGAUUCAAAAGAAAUGAGCACCUUGCUCGACAUUCAAUAAUUCAUUCUGGAGAGAAGUCUCAGGUGUGCCCCGAGUGCGGGAAAUCCUUCUACCGAAAAGACCACCUCCGGAAGCACCUGCGUUCUCACGUGGCCAAAAGAGUCAAGACCGAACAGAGUCCACCGACACCGAACCAGGCAACGGUGGCCUCACUGGCAGCCAUGGUAUCCAUGGGCUCCACUCUGCAGAAUGUCAACCUCGAAGGUGCCACGCUCUCGUUAUUGUCGGCUCCAGUGUGACUUACGAUCGACAAUUGAUCCCCCACUCAUUUGUAUUCUCACAGUCAUUUGGUUGUGUCCAAAAACUUUUCUAUUUGUAGAUAUUUUGUGAAUGUACAUUAAUAAAGUAUUGCCAUACGCUUUUGAAGCAGUCGGAACGACUAAUCCAACAAA